GCAGAGACACCUGCUGAACGCUGCGUGGAGACAGACGGGAGGAUGAUCGUGUCAGGAGAAACAGCUGUGCUCCACGAGACUUGGCACGGGAGAUGCCGCGCGCGCUUCGGGAGGCUCUUUCCUCACCUGACGCUGUGCUGCGCCUUAGUGGCUUACACGAUGCUGGGCGCCUUCAUCUUCAUGCUGGUUGAAGGGGGAAGUAAAUCCAGCACCAAAGAUGAAUACCGCAACUUUCUGUCGCAGAUUGUCGAGAUGGUCCAGAACGAUACCAAUAACAAUUCCUGCACACACAACCAAACAAUUGACAAAGUUGUGAGACAAAUGCAGGAGGGUUUCAAGUUUAUAUGGUUCCAGAGCCCCAGCAGAUGGGACUUUUUUGGUUCCGUCUUCUUCUGCUGCACUAUUUUUACAACUGUUGGAUAUGGAGACAUCUAUCCAGUCACCUUGCUUGGUAAAGUGCUCUGCAUCAUUUAUGCGAUGGUGGGCAUUCCUCUCAUGCUCCUGGUCGUUCUCGAUGUGGGAGACUUUCUCGCUUUUGGGAUGUCCAAAGCCUACAACCGCGCCCACACCCUCUUCAAGAAGUGGUUACGGUGGAGAACUCGCAGGAGAAGACACUGGUCAAACCGGCGGACUCUGGACGACGGCACCUUUGUUUUCAGGCACGACGGGGUGAUUCGCCAACCUCUCGAUAUCCAGCAGGUGCUGAAAUCUCAGGCAGAUGUUCGACACCACUCUAUUCAUCUCCAAAAAAACAAAGAUAUCUUUGAAAAGCUGCUGGCGAGAGAUAAUUUAAUGAGAAAGGAUCCACUGCUCAGGUCCCUCUCCUGCCCUGAACUCGACCAGAUGCCAAAACCACCUAGGGAAUUUGCCAUAUGGGAUUUCUCAGGGCUAGGCAAUGUAAUGGAAGACUUUGACGUUCCAUUUAUACUGAUUCUUUUCAUUGUAAUUGCAUAUAUUUGCUUCGGAGGUAUAAUCCUACCACUGUGGGAAACUGAGAUUGAAGGAUUUGACUCUUACUACUUUUGCUUCAUCACACUCACUACAAUUGGAUUUGGUGACAUCGUACCUGAAAACCACAAGUGCUUCUGGAUAACUUCCCUUUUUAUUGUUGUUGGCAUGAGCAUUAUGUCCAUGGCUUUCAAGCUAAGCCAAAACAGAAUUGUUUCUUUUUAUCAAAACUGCAUCCGGUUUAUUGGCCGGGCAAAUACUGAUGUGGAAAAUGUGGGAAAAAAGUAAGUCAAGCUCUUCUGAAUCAACUUUUGGGAUUGUGGAAUUUAGUAUUUCCUGGAUUUAAGCAAUUAUUUAUUGUGUGUUUUUCAUAAGCAUGGGUAAUUAUGAAGUCAUGCAUGUGGCAAACACUUUAUCCAGUGAAUAGCUGUCAUCAUUAAAAAUAUUUGUUUUCAAACAUUUAAA
Messenger RNA from Poecilia reticulata (guppy), 1413 nucleotides. It is a transcript of the gene kcnk18, whose product is annotated as potassium channel, subfamily K, member 18. Gene Ontology annotation, cellular component: plasma membrane. Gene Ontology annotation, biological process: stabilization of membrane potential; potassium ion transmembrane transport. Gene Ontology annotation, molecular function: outward rectifier potassium channel activity; potassium ion leak channel activity. NCBI's taxonomy places the organism in Eukaryota, Metazoa, Chordata, Actinopteri, Cyprinodontiformes, Poeciliidae. The record is from RefSeq and is a predicted model, not a curated record.